Molecule: messenger RNA, 2112 nt
Organism: Arxiozyma heterogenica
Lineage: Eukaryota; Fungi; Ascomycota; Saccharomycetes; Saccharomycetales; Saccharomycetaceae
Gene: CDC45
Product: DNA replication initiation factor CDC45
Exons: 1
Coding region: 1-2112 (703 amino acids)
Biological process (GO): double-strand break repair via break-induced replication; mitotic DNA replication preinitiation complex assembly; DNA replication initiation
Cellular component (GO): DNA replication preinitiation complex
Molecular function (GO): DNA replication origin binding; chromatin binding; single-stranded DNA binding
Source: RefSeq, a predicted model, not a curated record
AUGUAUUAUGAAAUAAAGGAUUAUAAUAAACUUUAUAAUGAGAUCAUCAGAAAUUCGUCUAGUCCGUCAUCAUGCCAUUUGUGUAUUUUUGUCUCAUGUCUGAAUAUUGAUGCUCUUUGUGCUACGAAGAUGUUAUCAAACUUAUUUAAGAAACAAUUGGUACAAUUGCAGAUUGUUCCUAUAUUUGGUUACUCUGAAUUGAAAUGGAAUUAUGAACAAAUUAAAGAUAAUCAAUCAAUAAAUAGUAUAAUAUUGGUAGGUUUUGGUGGGUUUAUUGACAUUGAAUCUUUUUUAGAUAUAGAUCCCCAAGAAUAUAAGAUUUCAAAUGAGAUAAAUAAUGUAAAUACUGAUGAUAAAAUAAAUGUCCCAGACAACAAAAAUAACCAAGAUGAAGAAAUGAAAUAUCUAAGAUAUUUUUAUAUACUGGAUGCGCAUCGACCAUGGAAUUUAGAUAAUUUGUUUGGCUCCACUAUGAUUAAAUGCUUGGAUGAUGGUAGUGUAGAAGAAGAUUCUUUAAAUGAUGUCAAAGUUGCAUACAAGCAAUUAUUAAUGUUAGAAGAGGAUAACAAUAAUGAUGAUAGUGACGAUGAUGGUGAUAUAACAGAUAAAGAUACCGAAGAAGAGGAGGAGGAUGAGAAAGUUUUUAUAAAUGUUAAUAAUAAAAGAACUAAAUCAUCAGAGGUUGAAGAAAAUAAGUAUACAAAAGAUCAUGUAGAUUUGGAUAAACUACCCCGCAAACAAAGAAAGAAACAGAUACAUCAAUAUGAAAAUGUACUAGAAGAAUAUUACUCUCAGGGGACUACAAUAGUGAACUCAAUAUCAUCACAGGUAUAUUCUUUAUUGUCAUCAAUUGGUGAAACAAAUUUACAACAAUUAUGGCUGACUAUUAUAGGUACAACUUCACUAGAUACUGAAUAUACAGCAAUAUAUCAAAGACUGUUUCCAAUUUUACAAGACGAAGUUAGAAGACUGACACCAAAUGAGGGUACUAACUAUUCAAAUGUAGGUAAAAGUAGUGCAUUGAAAAAUGCAGAUACAUUAACUUUAGAAUUACAGCCUGAUUAUUACUUAUUUUUGUUAAGAUAUUCAUCAUUAUAUGAUAGUUUUUUCUAUUCAAAUUAUGUUAAUGCAAAAUUGUCAUUGUGGAAUGAGAAUGGUAAGAAGAGAUUACAUAAAAUGUUUGCAAGAAUGGGGAUACCUUUAAAUGUAGCUAAAGAGUCAUGGAUUUAUAUGGAUAAUAGUAUAAAAAGGCAACUACCGAUGAUAUUUGAUAGAAAUCUAGAUAAAUAUGGGUUACAAGACAUUCUUAGAGAUGGGUUUGUUAAAACGUUUGGUUAUCGUGGAAUGAUUAGUGCCAGUGAAUUUGUAGAAGCUUUGAAUGCGUUAUUAGAAGUAGGAUACUCUGUAAAUAUAGAUGGAUCAUCAUCAUUAUUAUUAUCUAAUAACAAUAAUAUUAGCUCAAAUGGUAAUGGCAAUAGCAUGAAUCAACAGGGAGUAGAAGGAAGAGAAGAGGAAGAAGGGAAUAAUAAUAAUAUAAUAGUGCAAGGAAAUGACAAUAAGAUAAUUAGAAAAAAAUGGGUAUCGAAUUUUUGGUUGAGUUGGGAUGCACUAGAUAAUAAUAAGAUAGAUAUAUUGAAAAGAGGUAUCGAGCAAGCCAAAUAUUUACAAAAAUGUGUUUUUGAGACAGGUGUUGCAAUCCUAGAGAAAAAAUUAAUUAAGCAUUUAAGAAUAUAUAGACUGUGUGUCUUGCAAGAUAGUCCAUAUCUAUCUUUAUUUGAAAAUCCAUUGACUUUAUUAAGAUUAGGGAAUUGGUUAAUUGAAUGUUGUUCAGAGACUGAAGAGAAACAAUUAUUGCCAAUGGUCUUAGCAUCAUUAAAUGAACAUAAUGAUACAUAUCUUGUUGCUGGUCUGUCCCCUCGAUAUCCACGUGGGUUGAAUAUCUCAACAGUGAAAAAGCCUAUACUAAAUAAUUUCAGUAUGGCCUUUCAACAAAUUGCUGAACAGACAGGUGCUCAAGUUAGAAUAGAUAAUUUUGAAAGUUCAAUAAUUGAAGUUCAGAGGGAGGACCUAUCUCCAUUUCUUGAGAAACUAACUCUAAGUGGUUUAUUAUAG